UCACGUUGAAGUUGUUGGACCUGAAGAAGGCCUUAAACUGUUGAAUUUAGUGAUUUUGCUCUGUCAAGUCAUCUACUGUGUUCCGUUGUUGUGUUGCAGUGCUUGUGUUUAGAAAAAUAUAUUGCCUUAGCAUCUGCUGUUGACGUAAAGUUACGACAACGACGACGACGACGACAACGACGAGGACGAGGACGCGCCAAGACGACGCGGACGAAGGUGAGUUGCUGGUAGUAGUUGUCACAGGGAUACUGAGUCAGGGGAUACACAAUUCAAAGCAGAAUGGCUGGAGAACAACAGCAGUUCUUUCUCAAAUGGAAUGAUUUCCAGUCAAAUAUGGUAUCGUCCUUCAAACAUCUUCGAGAUGAAAAGAGUUUUACGGAUGUCACUUUAGCAUGUGAUGGACAGACCUGCAAGGCACACAAAAUGGUCCUUUCGGCGUGCAGUCCAUACUUCAAAUCACUGCUGGAAGAAAAUCCGUCCAAACACCCAAUUAUUAUAUUGAAAGAUGUUGCAUACCCUCAUCUCCAAGCUAUUUUAGAGUUUAUGUAUGCUGGUGAAGUGAACGUAUCACAGGACCAAUUACCAGCAUUUUUAAAAACAGCAGAUCGACUAAAAGUCAAGGGCUUGGCAGAAGCUCCUAAUGCCAUCAAAAGAGAAGGUUAACUGUUAGUGAUUAAUUUUGAUAUUUUGGAGGGUACGUGAAUUAUGCAAGAGUGUUGUAAAGUGAUUGCGUUAUAAAAACAACACAUAAAGAUACCAUAGAAAUUUUGAAAAUACUUGCACUAGAAUUACUGACCUCUGAUUCUUGAUUAGGAUUAAUACAACCAAUAUCAUUAUUAGAUAUGAAUACAUUUAAUAAGUUGCAAGUUGGAAAAAAUUUUAUUAUUCAAUUUCACUGUAUCAUUGUGCUGUUUGUUAAUGAUUGUCUUUCUUAGCUUAACCGAUUCCAUUAAUUGUAUUUUUGGGAAAGCUCUAUACAGACUUAAACUAUUUAUAAUAGUAGAAGUAAAGUUCACAUAGUGAAUCAAGUUUAUUGUAAAAAAACAUCGAAAGUCUCAUUUGAAGUUGCACAACGUGACAUAUUCAAAUAUUUAAGCAUUUAUUGCUUUUUCUUUAUUGGAUACCUUUUCUAUGUGAAAUUCACCCUUGAUUCCUGUGUUUUACAACUAAAUUUUCACCUAUUACUACAAACUUAUUAGAUUUCUGGUUUAUUGUUUAUGAAAAUUAAAGACGUUUUUAUUAUAAGUCAUAACGCCCUUAAUGCAAUAUUGCUUUUUUCUCUGUGAUCCUUCCUCCAUUGUACAAAAUUUAUCAAAAAAAUAAUAGAAUGCAAUGAAAUCUCUAAGCGUUAUGAUUUAUAGCAAUCAUGUCUUUACAUAACCAAAUACUGCCAGUAUGGUAAUUAUAUUGGCGUAUUCGUAUUAUUACCGAUAGACCAAAUUUAUUUAUGAUAAUAAUAUAUUAAAAGGUUGUUAGUCCUUAAUCGAGGAAAAUGGAUUAUUGUAUCAUAAAGUGAGCAAAUUUUGUAAAGCUGGAGCGCACAGUUCCUUUUCCUCUUCAUAAAAUACAGGACCAUUGUAGAAACAAAAUAAGAAAAAUGCAAAUAGAUAAGAAACGUGUUUGAUGAAAAAAAAAAAAUAAAGAAAAAAAAAAAUAAAUAAAAACAAAUAAAAGUUUGAAGAAGUGAAUAUCGGUUAAAGACGCACUGUCGAGUCUUACAAUAAAUUUACCGUAAUUUAGACUUGUAAUUAUUGUUUUUCGAUGAUAUUUUUUUGUAAAGUUCUAUAUC
This is a messenger RNA of Copidosoma floridanum, 1789 nucleotides long. RefSeq names its product longitudinals lacking protein-like (gene lolal). Gene Ontology annotation, molecular function: protein binding. NCBI's taxonomy places the organism in Eukaryota, Metazoa, Arthropoda, Insecta, Hymenoptera, Encyrtidae. Gene Ontology annotation, biological process: regulation of transcription by RNA polymerase II. Gene Ontology annotation, cellular component: nucleus. The record is from RefSeq and is a predicted model, not a curated record.